UUUGUGUAUGAAAUGUGUUAUCUUUGCCUUGGGACUUAAUAUUUACCACCGCCGCAGACAAUCCUCUCUCACCUUUUCAAACUCCUUUUCUCAGAACUUUAUACUUUCUUCAGCUUCAAGUUUCAAUAAGGAAUCUGUUUGCUUUCGAAAUGGGCAAGCUGGGGAAGAGCCAAAGGCGACGAGGAUAUUAUUUUGUGGGGUUUCUUGGAUUCAUGUUUCAGCUAUUCUUGCUGACUGAAUCUACCGUUCGUCGACAAAAUAUAACAUCGAGCAACUCGCGGCCAGUGCAUCUGGAUAUAUUGGAUGAUCAAGUUGUAGUGGACAAUGGAUUGGCUAAAUUCACUUUCUCAAAGCCAGCUGGUAUGAUUACUGGAAUAAAUUACAACGGGAUUAAGAAUAUACUAGAACAAAGGAACAAAGAAACUAACAGAGGGUAUUGGGAUGUUGUUUGGAGCAAGCCAGAAGAUCCCGGAGAUAUUUAUGAUGUGUUACAAGGGACACAUUUUAGAGUCGUUGUUGCAAAUGAAGAUCAAGUAGAGCUGUCGUUUACAAAAACAUGGAUUCCUCCGGUUAAGGGCACUAAACGUCCUCGUGAUGACAAUAGCCUUCCACUCAAUAUAGACAAAAGGUAUAUAGUGCUCCGAGGAGUCCCAGGUUUCUACUCAUAUGCCACAUUUGAACGCUUGGAAGGAUGGCGCGAUAUGGUGCUAUAUGAAGGCAGGAUUGCAUUCAAGCUUCAAGAAAAAUUGUUUCGAUACAUGGCAGUGUCAGAUGACCGACAAAGAGUCAUGCCAACAUUUGAAGACCGGGAAAGGGGGAAGGCCCUUGCUUAUAAAGAAGCCGUGCUAGUGACAGAUUCGAUUAAGGACACACAUAGUGUAGAGGUGGAUGACAAAUAUCAAUAUUCCGCUGAAAACAGGGAAAAUAAGGUGCACGGAUGGAUAUGCUCCAACCCUGCCACCGGGUUCUGGAUGAUCACACCCAGCAGUGAGUUUCGUGUUGGGGGACCUCUUAAGCAGGACCUCACUUCUCAUGCCGGACCAGUAACUCUGUCAAUGUUCUUCAGUGCUCAUUAUGCUGGAAAGCCCCUAGCACUUACGUUUAAAGAAGGGGAACCCUGGAAAAAGGUUUUUGGCCCAGUUUUUAUCUAUUUAAACUCAGGCUUGGACACGGAAAGUACUGUUUCAUUGUGGCAAGAUGCUAAAGAACAGAUGUUGAUAGAAACUGAGAGCUGGCCAUAUGAUUUCCCGCGCUCUGGUGAUUAUUUUCUUGCAAAUAAGCGUGGCACACUUAGUGGAAGGUUACUGGUACGAGACAGGUAUACAAGAAUAGAGUUGAAAACAGCUAAGUUUGCGAAUGUGGGACUGGCUCUACCUGGAGCAGCAGGCUCCUGGCAAACAGAAAACAAGGGUUAUCAAUUUUGGACACAAGCUGAUGCAAUGGGGUAUUUUGUGAUAAAAAAUGUCUUGCCCGGAACAUAUAACUUGUAUGCUUGGGUGCCUGGACUUAUCGGUGAUUACAAAUAUGCAUACAAUAUUAUCAUCAAACCAGGAGGCAUUGUAAAAUUAGGUAAUAUUGUAUAUGUUCCUCCAAGAAAUGGCCCUACACUAUGGGAAAUUGGCAUCCCUGAUCGCACAGCAGCUGAGUUUUUUGUUCCUCAACCUAUCACGACUCUUGAAAACACAUUAUAUGAGGAGGAUACUGCAGAGGGGUUUAGGCAGUACGGAUUAUGGGAUCGUUACACUGAUCUAUAUCCUAAUGAAGAUCUAGUUUACGCUAUUGGUGUUCAUAGGUAUCAAAGGGACUGGUUCUUUGCUCAUGUUAAUAGGAGACUUGAAGAUAACACCUAUGUACCAACAACAUGGAAAGUUUUAUUUAAUUUAAAACAAGUGGAUCGGACCAGAACUUACACAUUGCAGCUGGCACUUGCUUCUGCCAAUGGAGCUGAAUUACAAGUCCGGAUCAACGAUGAAGCCGCCAAACAUCCUCACUUUACGACACAUCUUAUAGGCUAUGAUAAUGCAAUUGCAAGACAUGGGAUCCAUGGACUAUACCGCUUAUACAGUGUUAAUUUUUUGGGAAAUCUUUUACAACCGGGGAAAAAUAUAAUAUUUCUUAAGCAGACAAGAGGAAAAAGUCCUUUCAAUGGAGUCAUGUAUGAUUAUAUACGUUUGGAACAGCCACCGCCAACAAAUUAAAAUGAUGGAUUGAGUGGUAUUCGUACAGAUACACGUUGGAACAGCAGCUGUCUCAUCGUACUGGAAAGAAGGAUAUAGAAAUUUUAUAGGUUAGAACAUAUAUUUUGAUUUUUUAACAGCUAGCCAGGUCAGCAUAUUCUUGUCAUCUCUUUAUUAUCUCCUUAGCAAUGAAACAAAUCAAUAUCUAUGGCUCAAAUGGUUACUUAUUUUAAUAAAA
Messenger RNA from Daucus carota subsp. sativus, 2415 nucleotides. RefSeq lists its product as uncharacterized. Bases 150 to 2198 code for a protein of 682 amino acids. Gene Ontology annotation, molecular function: catalytic activity; carbohydrate binding. Lineage: Eukaryota; Viridiplantae; Streptophyta; Magnoliopsida; Apiales; Apiaceae. Gene Ontology annotation, biological process: carbohydrate metabolic process. The record is from RefSeq and is a predicted model, not a curated record. The transcript is spliced from 16 exons.